Dermatophagoides pteronyssinus (European house dust mite) is the source of this 1024-nucleotide messenger RNA. RefSeq names its product pyrroline-5-carboxylate reductase 3-like. Lineage: Eukaryota; Metazoa; Arthropoda; Arachnida; Sarcoptiformes; Pyroglyphidae. Gene Ontology annotation, molecular function: pyrroline-5-carboxylate reductase activity. The record is from RefSeq and is a predicted model, not a curated record. Gene Ontology annotation, biological process: L-proline biosynthetic process.
AAUUGUUUUAUUUAUUUUUUCGAUUUCAAAGUUAAUCAAAUUUUUUAUUUUUUAAUUUCGUGAAAAAAAUCAUCAUCAUCAACUUAACGAAUUAUGGCUAAAACAUCACGUAAAAGUUCAACACGUCAAAUGGCCGAUUCUGGCCAAGCAAAAAUCGGUUUUAUUGGUGCAGGUAAAAUGGCACAGGCAAUUAUUCAAGGACUGGUUAAAUAUGGCCGGGUUGAUGCACAACGUAUACAUGUUGCAGCACCAAGUAAUACUAAUGUUGAACAUUUAAAAGAAGAAUAUAAAGGUAUAAAAACAUCAAAACGUAAUAUCGAUAUAUUUGGUCGAUUUGAUUGUGAUAUAAUAUUCAUCUGUGUAAAUCCACAUGUUAUUCGUAAUCUUUAUCGUAUUGGUGGUUCACAGCCGGCUGCAUUGACAACAAAUUAUAUACCAAAUAUGCGUCAUCCAGCAUAUGUUCUUUCAUUAGUAUUUGGUUUUACUACCGAACAGAUUAAACAAUGUUUAUUGAAUCCAGAAGAUCCAUUAAAAUAUUCAGUAAAAUUUCAUCGUUGUGUUAUUAGUCCAUCGGUUGCAUAUGGUGUUGGUAAUUGUUAUCUAGAUGUUGAACCUGAUAGUACAAAUUUAGCUGAACCAGUACGUGAUAUAUUAUCACGUGUUUGUAAAUUAGAACAAUUAACAGCCGAUAUGAUGGAUAUUUGUUGUAUUAUUGCUGGUGCUGGAAUGGCAUUUUCAUUGGAAUUUUUAAAAGCAAUGUCAGAUGGUGGUGUAAAAUUAGGAAUGGCAAGAAAUAAUGCAACAAAAUUGACAGCUAAAAUGAUAUCAUCGGUUGCACAAACAUUAAUUUCAUCGGGUAAAAAUUCAGAUUUUUUAAAAGAUGAAGCAUGUAGUCCAUCGGGUGGUGCUGUUUAUGGUCUAAUGCAAUUAGAAAAAAGUAAAGUUCAUUCAAGUAUUUGUGGUGCUGUUGAUGCAGCAUUUCAACGUGCAAAUCAUAUGGCAACAAGUGGAAAUACUGAUUAAA